CUUGCUUGGAUAAUGUUAUCAGAUUGGGCAUUAAAACAACUAGAAAAAAUGAGAUUUGAUUAUCUAAAAUUAACUUGUGAGGAGAAUGGAAUUUGUUAUGGUGUACUAGCAGUACAUCGUAUAUGCUUUGCACUUUCAUUGUUCCAUUUUAUUUUAGGACUUCUAGUCAUCAAAGUUAAUGAUACUCGCGAUAAGCGUGCUGCCAUCCAAAACGGCUUGUUUAUUAUAGUUGGUUUGAUACUUUUAGUUGACUUUGCACAUACAUGGAGUGAAGCUUGCAUUGAGAGAUUUGAAGAAACCGAGGACAAUAAAUGGAAAUAUAUUCUUGUUGGAUCCACAAUUUCUUUGUUUUGUUUUGCGAUUAUUCUUACUGGUAUCAUGUAUGGUUACUUUGCAGGAAGUGAAUGUCGUCUCAAUCAAUUCUUUAUCACAUUCAAUCUCAUACUAUGUGUUAUCGGGACAGUCGCAUGCAUUCAUCCUAACGUUCAAUACGCAAACCCCCGUUCUGGACUUUCACAGGCUUCAAUUGUUGUUGUUUAUUGUACAUAUUUAAUCACAAGCGCGGUGGCGAAUGAACCGGGCGAGUGCAAUCCGUUGACAAAAAGCAGUGGAACUCGUACAACCACUAUCGUUAUAGGGGCAAUAUUUACCUUCCUGGCGAUUGCAUAUUCGACGACACGAGCCGCUAGUCAAGGCAAGGCAUUAAUAACUAAAUCGGAUUAUCAUCCUUUAAAUACUGCAACAGCAGUGCCUUUGAUGACUAACCAGCCAAACGGAUUCAAUCCCAACAUGCGAUCUGAUUCGGUGUUGGCUGCUUCUGUUGAAAGUGGUGCAAUGCCUGCUUCAGCACUAGAUGAAGACGACGACGAUGAUUAUGGCCGUGACGACGAAAGAAGUGGUGUCGCCUAUAGUUAUGUAUUUUUCCAUCUCAUCUUCGCUAUCGCGUCUAUGUAUGUUGCGAUGCUUCUUACAAAUUGGAAUAACGUUUCUACGGAGGACAACGACAAUGGUGAACUCGUUAAAAUUGGACAAACGUUUAUUGCCGUAUGGGUCAAGGUCAUUUCAAGCUGGGCUUGCUUCUUAUUAUACACAUGGUCAUUGAUUGGACCAGUGCUGAUGCCCGAUCGAUUUGAGGUAAUUGUAUAG
This is a messenger RNA of Racocetra persica, 1146 nucleotides long. NCBI's taxonomy places the organism in Eukaryota, Fungi, Glomeromycota, Glomeromycetes, Diversisporales, Gigasporaceae. The record is from the annotation of a GenBank genome assembly.